Molecule: messenger RNA, 231 nt
Organism: Parascedosporium putredinis
Lineage: Eukaryota; Fungi; Ascomycota; Sordariomycetes; Microascales; Microascaceae
Source: the annotation of a GenBank genome assembly
AUGGAUCUUCUAGAGGAUCUCCUAGCCUUCCAAAAGCGCCGCCCACCGGCCCGCAUGCACUUUAACCAAUUUCCCCGUGCGCUAUCCUGCGCAAGAACGCUCCCUCGGGAUACCGGGAUACCGGCCAGCGACGCUGCGCUACACCACGUCGGCGGCAUCAUGCACCCACUAGCCAGCCACGGAGGCCACGGCAUCCCCGUUUCUUCCAAUUUCAGGUCGCUCGUCGUAUAA